This is a messenger RNA of Ylistrum balloti, 2809 nucleotides long. RefSeq names its product zinc finger FYVE domain-containing protein 21-like. The coding region runs from base 1 to 708 and encodes 235 amino acids. Gene Ontology annotation, molecular function: metal ion binding. Lineage: Eukaryota; Metazoa; Mollusca; Bivalvia; Pectinida; Pectinidae. The record is from RefSeq and is a predicted model, not a curated record. The transcript is spliced from 7 exons.
AUGUCCGCCCCUGAGAAGAAGUUAGUUCGCUCCAAGAGUGGAUUGCGGAUGAUUCCUGUAAACAACAUGGACAUCAGUCCAUUUACAGUUAGUGAACCACCCUGGGUACCGGACAGUGAGUGUUUGGUAUGUAUGAACUCGUCAUGCAGAGUCAAGUUUGAUUUCCGCAGGAGAAGGCAUCACUGUCGAAGGUGUGGACGAUGUUUCUGUAACUCCUGUUGUGAGUCCAAAGUGCCUCUGAUCCGCAUGUGUUUCAUAGACCCAGUCCGUCAGUGCAAUGUUUGUGUAGAGAUUAGCCGAAAAGAAAAUGAAUUCUUCGAUAAACAUUUGAAAACUCUGUGUAAUGGUGGUGACUUUGUGUUAAAAGAGUCUGGAGAAGAGAUCGAGGAUAGCUGUUCAACAUUCCGUUGUAAAUUAACUACAGACAACAGAACUGUCACAUUUGACAGUAAUCAUGACAAACAUGAGCCAGUACAGAUGGCAAAAUUAGAAUCUGUCCAGAUAUUGACCAGUGGAGUGGACUCCGAAGGGAAUAUGGUGGCAUCUGGCAUCGCUAUGAAAUACCACAAUCACAAUUCAGAUAAAAAUAUGGUGAAACUUGUCAUCAGCCCAACCAGCACAACCAAACGAGAAGGACAGAUGUGGAUAGCAGCCAUGCAAAAGGCUUUUAAGCUGAUACAUGAAGCUCGAAUGACAGAAAAACCAUGAGUGAUGUUGAGUUGUGAAAUGAUGUUAAUCAUGCAAGCAAGAAAUGAACAGAUAUUGGCUAGUUUGUUGGCAAAACAAAUUUUCUCUUCUCUAAAUAAUUGUAUGCUUUCAAAAAGCAAUAAGGAUUUACUAAGAUUUUGAAAUGAGCAGAAAAGAAAUGACUAUCAAGUCUGAGAUAUGAUUAUAUAACUUCUUAAACUACAAAGUGGAUUUUUCCAAAAAAAUUACACAUAACACUUACACGUUGUGAUAAAUUUUUGUAUGUUAUAUUUAAGAAGUAUUUGUGCACUUUCUGUCACUUUAGAUGAACUAUUUAAGGAGUUAUGGUGCCUAAAUUUUAGUACACACCUUUGUUUUGCCAGAUUUCCAUUUUAAGAAUCCUGAUAUUUUUCAAUGAAAGGUAACAUGAAGUAGUGGAGAUGUAUUGUAAGGGAGACAACUCCAGCACAAAUCAUAAUUGAGUCACAAACAAGAUUAAAACAGAAAUGGCUACAAAAGUCAUGAUAUGGUUACUUUCUUGAAAUUUCCACUUUUUUUAAAUGAAAAAGGAAGCAGUUUGUAAAAUGAAAGCUAAUAGGCUUUUAGGUUAGAUAUAAUAGGGUAAAAUUUGUCUUUCAGGAAGUCAUAUUUUGUACCCGUUAGCAAUAUGACGAUAUGAUGUAAAUGUCUUUCACAAGAAUGCUGUUUUGAAUCCGUUUGUUGAAAAAUGUUUAUUAGUUACGCCCCAUACUCUCAACUACUAAUGUUGUUUUGUUAUAAAACUGUCUAUUUAACUAUCUUACAAAAUAUUGAUUUUUUUGAUGCAAGAAAAUUUGAAGACAUUUCCUGAUAUUUCUCUGCAUCUGUUGGACACAAGUAAAUUAUGGUCUACAUAAUGUAUGUUGGUUGUUUACAGUUAUCUAUGUAAUUAUGUACACGGACAUAAACAAUUUUUUGACGCCUGGUGAUUUUAAAGGCUUAGAGCUAUAAUUUCUGUUCGAUUACAUGGAUAUGUAUCUUCGCUGCCACCCUAUUUCCAAAUUAUAAGUGGGCAACAUCCUCAGCUUUACCUCUGAUGCCAUCUUGUUGUCAAGAUCAGGGAGUUUCAACAUAAUGUGUUCCUAAGUUCUGUAAAUAAAUAUUGAAUCAUGACAUACAAACAGCACGAUUUAUCAUAUUGCAUUUUGGUGCAGUUGAAAAUCUCAUUCUAAGUGGUUAUAAGGUUGUGACAGUUAUGUCAUUUAUGCUUUUUAUGUUUCAUAAAUCUAAUUUUAUAUAACAUGAUUGCAGAGAGAUUGCACACAAACACAACUACAAAUGUUAACGGUACUUACAUUCAGUUGAUACUCCAUGUCUCUCCAACAUUUUUUUUUUUUUUGUGUUGUGCUUUUCAUUUUUAUUUUCAAACAAUUCGCUUUUGAAUUUUCUAUCACUGUUAUGGUAAUAUAACAGUGGAGUGUUUAUAACUUUAGAAUUAAAAAAAAAAUAAAGGUUACCAUUCAUCCUUGAAAUAGUGAAAUGAGGCCUACAACUUUAGGGACUUUCCCAUCUUCAACAAUGUGGUAUCGAAAAUUUUAAGUUGCAUAUAAUCAUUGGUGUCAAAUUGUAAAUACUAUGUGAUUAUUAUUUGAAAAGUGUCUCUGUGAUUUAUGUUAAUAGUGAUUCAUACUUCAGUUUGUCUAGUCUAAGACUUUUACUAGUAUUGGGCUCAUCACAUAUCUCUGCAUCCUGGUCCCUUUAAUGCUUGCAUCAGAUUUGAAGAGUUGUAAUGUAUAACAUUGGACCAAUGGGAACUGUGUGUUUCAAUAUUGUAUCAUCUGCAGUUUAUCUGCAUUGUAUAUCUGUUUUGUUUUUUGUUUUGAUGUAUUGUAAAUAUUGUAAAUAUUAAUAUGAUCCGUAUAUUAAUUUAUAAAACCUGUCACUUCAACUUGCAAUUUAGUCCAGACCCCAGAGUCCUUAUGCACAGACCCUGUGACUGAGAAACAUACAAUAUCAAUUUCACAUCUAUAAAAUAGAUUUAUGAUUUGAAGUUUUGAAACAAUGUUUCCUGGUAAAAUCAUUGCCGAAAAAGAACUAAGAUAAAAAAACCUUUGUAUUUGAUGAACACCUUACUGUAAAUCUA